AUGUCUAAAGCCGUUGGUAUCGAUUUAGGUACCACCUACUCGUGUGUGGCCCACUUUGCCAACGACCGAGUUGAAAUCAUUGCCAAUGACCAAGGUAACAGAACGACACCUUCGUUUGUGGCGUUCACCGACACGGAGAGGUUGAUUGGAGACGCAGCCAAGAAUCAGGCCGCCAUGAACCCGCUGAAUACCGUUUUCGACGCUAAGCGUUUGAUUGGUAGAAAAUUCAACGACCCCGAAGUGCAAACUGAUAUCAAGCACUUUCCAUUUAAGGUGAUUGACAAGGGCGGCAAGCCAAAUAUCGAGGUUGAAUACAAGGGUGAAACCAAGGUUUUCACCCCGGAGGAGAUCUCGUCUAUGGUUUUGACCAAGAUGAAGGAGAUUGCCGAGGGUUACUUGGGCACCAAGGUUAACGAUGCCGUUGUCACCGUGCCCGCUUACUUUAACGAUUCUCAAAGACAAGCCACCAAGGAUGCUGGUUUGAUUGCUGGUUUGAAUGUCUUGAGAAUUAUUAAUGAGCCUACUGCUGCCGCCAUUGCCUAUGGGUUGGACAAGAAGGGAACUAAAGGUGAACACAAUGUCUUGAUUUUUGACCUUGGUGGUGGUACUUUUGAUGUUUCAUUGUUGGCCAUUGAUGAAGGUAUCUUUGAAGUCAAGGCUACUGCAGGUGACACUCACUUGGGUGGUGAAGAUUUCGACAAUAGAUUGGUUAACUUUUUCAUCCAAGAAUUCAAGAGAAAGACCAAGAAGGACAUUUCUGGUAACCAAAGAGCUUUGAGAAGAUUGAGAACCGCUUGUGAAAGAGCAAAGAGAACCUUGUCCUCAUCUGCUCAAACUUCAAUUGAAAUUGACUCCUUGUAUGAAGGUAUCGACUUCUACACUUCGAUCACCAGAGCCAGAUUUGAAGAGUUGUGUGCCGACUUGUUUAGAUCCACUUUGGACCCAGUUGAAAAAGUCUUGACCGACGCCAAGAUUGACAAGGCCCAAGUUGAAGAAAUUGUCUUGGUUGGUGGUUCCACUAGAAUCCCCAAGAUUCAAAAAUUGGUUUCCGAUUUCUUCAAUGGUAAGGAAUUGAACAAGUCAAUUAACCCAGAUGAAGCAGUUGCCUAUGGUGCUGCUGUCCAAGCUGCCAUCUUGACCGGUGACACUUCGUCAAAGACUCAAGACAUUUUGUUGUUGGAUGUUGCUCCAUUAUCAUUGGGUAUUGAGACCGCUGGUGGUAUCAUGACCAAAUUGAUUCAAAGAAACGCAACCAUUCCAACCAAGAAAUCGGAAACUUUCUCGACUUAUGCUGAUAACCAGCCAGGUGUCUUGAUCCAAGUUUUCGAAGGUGAAAGAGCCAAGACCAAGGACAAUAACUUGUUGGGUAAAUUCGAAUUGUCUGGUAUCCCACCAGCACCAAGAGGUGUGCCCCAAAUCGAAGUUACUUUUGACAUUGACGCCAAUGGUAUCUUGAAUGUCUCUGCCUUGGAGAAGGGUACCGGUAAGACUCAAAAGAUUACCAUUACCAACGACAAGGGUAGAUUGUCCAAGGAAGAUAUCGAAAGAAUGGUUAAUGAAGCUGAGAAGUACAAGGAAGAUGAUGAAAAGGAAGCUGCCAGAGUUCAAGCCAAGAAUGGUUUGGAAUCUUAUGCCUACUCGUUGAAAAACACCAUUGGUGACGGCGAGUUGAAGGACAAGAUCUCUGCUGAAGACAAGGAGAAAUUGACCAAGCAGAUUGACGAGACCAUCUCUUGGUUGGACAACUCCCACUCUGCAUCGACAGAAGAGUACGCUGACAAGCAGAAGGAGUUGGAGUCUGUUGCCAACCCAAUCAUCAGCGGUGCCUACGGUGCUGGUGGUGCUCCAGGUGGCACUGGUGGUUUCCCAGGUGGCGCUCCAGGCGGCGGUGCUGCCCCAGGCGGCGAAUCCUCUGGUGGUCCAACCGUUGAAGAAGUUGACUAA
Messenger RNA from Lodderomyces beijingensis, 1944 nucleotides. Lineage: Eukaryota; Fungi; Ascomycota; Pichiomycetes; Serinales; Debaryomycetaceae. The record is from the annotation of a GenBank genome assembly.